Messenger RNA from Acanthocheilonema viteae, 918 nucleotides. The record is from the annotation of a GenBank genome assembly. Lineage: Eukaryota; Metazoa; Nematoda; Chromadorea; Rhabditida; Onchocercidae.
AUGGCAACAUGUCAAUAUGCUAUCGAUAGCCUUCCAGCAUAUACACCUCAACUGAUUGCUUUCUUGAUAGCAUUAGUGGAAUUUAUCAUUGUUGUCAUUGCCUAUAUCGCCCGAGAAACUCAACGAAAAAAGACAUUUUAUGGACGUGAAGAUUUUGAAGAUAUUCCAGAAGAGGAGAAAAUGGAACAUGAAGGAGCUGUUAUGGGUAAAAAUACCGAAGAACUUCAUAUCGUACAAUCAACGGAUCGUACGGCGGAAGUUGACGUUGGUACGAUAACUACACCAAAUGCUAGCGGUGUUAAAGUAAUGGUACGAAGGAAGAAGGCUAUUUCAGAACAAAUUGAAUCAUUGACAAAAAAAGAGAUAACUGCAGCGGAUGCUAAUAUUAUUCGUUUCACGCUGGAAAUCGAUUUGACAGCACGUGGAUUCGAAUUUAUCUCUAUACUUCAGAAUGCUUUGCAAGAAGUUAAAGAAUUUAAACAUAUUCAAGUCAAACUAACUGAUAAUGCCCAAGAUCGCCUGUGUGAUUUUUUGGUUCGUAAAAUGCGUGCAAUUUUGGAGGAGUCUACACAACGUAGAUGGCUGGUACAUGGAGUAAUUCAUGAUAAAAUUUGGAAAGUAAGCGGAUUAGAGAAUUUACUAGAAAAAGGUGGUGAUAUCAGGACACAACAAAUGCUCCGCAUUACUGCACAAGGACCGUUCCCACCGAUUACCAUUCUUGCUUAUAUGAUUGAAAUUGAUAUGAAAUUGGGACAAAUGAAGACACAACUGAUGCCAUCACCAUUUGUUAUCAGUAGGAAGAAUAAAAGUAAGAUAUAUGAUGAAUCUCCAACACAAUCUAUUUCAAGAACAUUUGAAAAGACGCCUCACAUGAAACAAAAACCUUCACCUGUAACACCGACAACUGUAAGUUACUGA